Molecule: messenger RNA, 396 nt
Organism: Protopolystoma xenopodis
Lineage: Eukaryota; Metazoa; Platyhelminthes; Monogenea; Polystomatidea; Polystomatidae
Source: the annotation of a GenBank genome assembly
AUGAGUUUACGCUGGAAAAUGCACAGUAUCUACAAAAGAACAGGUCAUGGCAACAAAAUUCGGCUCAAAGUGGUUCAAUCUACUCGUCGUGGUGGCGAUUUGGCUGAGUUGGAAAAAUCCCCUCCUACCAACUUUCCGUUAAACCGACACACUCACAGAAUUGUUGAACUUUUCUUCCUGUUUGUAGAUUGUUGUCAUGACAACAAGCAAGUUAUGCCAAUUAAUGUUAUCGCCCGGCGGGUUAAGGCGAAGUUUUUGCUGAACAAUUAUUUGAGACUGCUCGAGUUAAGGGUCUGCAACCGGGACGGCAGUUUUGGUUUCUCUGCUAACCCUCGCAAAGCUGUUGAGUGCAUUUGUAAGUCGAAAAUGGGACACACUGAGUCAGCUAAACAGUGA